Messenger RNA from Entamoeba histolytica HM-1:IMSS, 1827 nucleotides. RefSeq lists its product as uncharacterized. Bases 1 to 1827 code for a protein of 608 amino acids. Gene Ontology annotation, molecular function: protein phosphatase activator activity. Gene Ontology annotation, biological process: protein dephosphorylation; DNA damage response. Gene Ontology annotation, cellular component: nucleoplasm; protein phosphatase 4 complex. The record is from RefSeq and is a predicted model, not a curated record. The transcript is spliced from 2 exons. NCBI's taxonomy places the organism in Eukaryota, Evosea, Mastigamoebida, Endamoebidae.
AUGGAUCAAUCAAACAAGAGACAAUUAGCUAAAGUUUUUAAGCUAAAUAAUAAUGAAUGGGAAGAACAUGGAACAGGUGUAUUUAAACAAUUCAUAAAUGGUAAUUGUGUUCAUAUUGAAAUUACCUCUGAGGGGAAAUCAAUAAUUAAAGUUAUAAUGGGAGAAGGUGAUGCCUUUGAAAAACAAAAUGAUCGAGUAGUUCAAAUACAAGGGAAGUCAUUUGAGAAUGAAUAUGCAUUAAGUUUUAUUGAUAAAACAUUAUGUUCUACAUUAUGUAAUGCUUUACUUCAAGUAAAAGCAAGAAAAGUGAGUGAUUCUGAUAUAGAGAAAUUAGAAUGUAAUGAAACAAAUAUUUUUCAAUUAAGAGACCUUGCAUAUAAAGCUAUGAGUACAAGAAAUCCUUCUGAGUUAUUGAGUAAAAUAAAUCCAAAAGAAAUUGCUCAAGGAUUGGUUCAAAUAUCAAAAACAAUAAAUGAAUCGACUUCCAAAGAAUUUAUGACUUGUGUCUUUAUUUUCGUAAAAGCAUUAUUGUUUAUUUCUGAUAAUCAAUUAAUGGAAGAACUAUAUAAACUAUCUGUAUUAAAAUCAUUAUUUGUUAUCCUUUCAUAUGAUCCAUUAUUUCUUUCUAAUAAUCGUCCAAAUUUCUUAGAAGAGUUUUACUCUUGUAUAAAUAAUAUGAAAGAAGUUAUUGAACAAACUGAAACAUUAACACAAUUAAUAGAAUACUCAUUUGCUUUAGUUUAUUUCCGUGAUGUUGUUAUUGCCAGAUUUUCUGAUGAAACAGUAUGUGCACCUAUAACUCUUAGAAUUGAUAUCCUCAAUAAAAAAAUCCUCAUUGAAACUAUUAAUAAUAAGUCUAUAGAAAAAUUAUUAGAAUUAUAUGAUUCAUCUCUUAAUCAAAUGAAACGUGGGAUUUGUAUUACUGUCAAAAAAAUGUGUAAUCAUCUUUUACUUUUUACUCUCCCUUUAAGAGAAGAAUAUGCUAAAUCAAUGAUUGAUCAAGGAUUAAUUAAAAUAAUAAAAAAGGGACUUCUUGAUGAUAAUAAAUCAUUCUGUUUAGAAGCAUUAAAUUCUUUAUUUCAAUGUAGUACAUCCAUUGGAUUAUUACUUAUAAAAGAUGAAAUACUUCAAUUAAUUGCAAAAACAAUACUCACUUCUUCAACAUCGUUUUAUUAUGGUGCAUUUCAAAUAUUAAUUGAUAUAUUAGAUGUUACUGAUGGAAAUGUUACGUUCGAAAGAGAAAUGAUUAAUACCAUGAUACCAUCUGUAAUAGACAUACUCAUUCAACCAUUAAAUGAUACUAGCCCAAUUCAAUUAACAAAUUAUAAUUCUUAUAUUUCUCAUAUUAGUUCUUUAGUAUAUCACUUAUCUUGUUCAACAGCAAUAUCAGUAAAACCAUAUAUUAUUCAAUGUGGAAUAUUUAAUAAAAUACUUCAAAAAUUACCUACUCUAACACACUCUUCACAAGCUUCAGUAUUACAAUCAUUAAGAAAUAUUAUUCGAUUGAAUAACCAAGAUUAUACUACUCAACUUCUUGAUGCUGGAAUGAUUGAAAUUGUUAAAGAAAUGAUACCAUCAAUGAGUGGAAUGACUCUUCCUAUUGCAUGUGAGAUUAUUGAUUCAUUCAAAAAUAGAAUGAGCAUUCUCCCUCUCUCUUCUUCUUCUUCAGUUCCAACUCCAGAAGUUACAAACGGAGUCCAAGAUUUGGCUCAACUAUCUCUUCCUUCUCCAUUAAAAAGACCAGUUGAUAUCGAAAAUACAAUGAAAAUGAUGGAAAUAGAUUCCCCAUCAAAAAGAAGAGUAAUGACUCCAAUAUUUUCACAAUAG